AGCCACGAUUUUUAUACCAUUUAGCAUGGUCUAAUCAUGGUUAAUACGCGAAUAUUUUUUUGACUUUUUCUUUUUUGUAAUUUAAACAUGACAAUAUUUAUUGUAAAUUAAUUAUUUUAACGUAUAUAUUUAACAUUAUUUCAAAUUUCGUCCAAUGUUUUUAAGUUUUGACUUGAUUAUUGCCCACACUCAUCUAUUAGCUCAGCCAUCUAAACCUACCAAAGUUUAGAUUAAUGAUUUAUUUUUUGAUUUCUUAUUCGAUAUUCGGUACCGUCAUUGAAGUCGAACGCUUCCUAUCAAAGAUUCUUUCAUAUUCAAUGUUUGAACCCGAUCUCUAAUUAAAGGGAGGAGUAACUGUAUCCGUUGUACUACGUUUUAUGGUGGUGUAUUGACUAAUAUUUAGCCCAAAUUGAUUCAUAAUAAAUCAUGCCAAUUCUUUUCUAAAAAAGGCAUUUUUAUUUGAUAUGAUAUAUUAUGCACAAUCCUAAUAAGGAAAAAUAAGUAGUAAUUUAUUAGAUGUUGAAUAAUUACACAAUCAAUAUUUUCUUCUUUUUAUCCUCAACAAGGUUGACGCCAUAGGCUUAUAGCAAUAGGAAUGAAGAACAAAUGUGGAUUCUCCAUCCCCCUUAAUUAUGUUCAAAAUAGGAAAAGAGAAUGAGGCACACAAGGUGUUCGAUGAAUUGUCCCUUAGGUCUAACAGUGUUAUUCUGGAAAUGAAAUGAACACAAGGUGUUCGAUGAUUUGUUCCUUAGGUCUAACAGUGUUAUUCUGGAAAUGAAAUGAACACAAGGUGUUCGAUGUAUUUUCUGGUUGCUUUCUUUUGUUCAAAUGGAAGUGAAGGUGAGAUUUCUACUACUACAAAAUGUAUUCACUGUUGUGGGAUAAACUAGGUGCAUCGCAUUUAGUGUCCAUGAGUUGUGAUGUAUCAGAAAAAAAGUUGAUUUCGGUUGUGACAUCCUUACUUCUUUGCCAUUGAUAUCAUUUGGUUACCACAUCAAUUGAAUAGUUUUAUUUGAAGCAAUCAGGUGUGGUAAUCGCUGAAGCAAUAUGGAAUCAGGAGACGGAAUGGACAGUGAUAAAAUUGUGUCGUGCAAGCGUUAAUACGACCAAGCAUCGACAUUGGUUCUUCAUUACGGUUAUUAAAGAGGGUGUCACACAAAUGGAUAAUGGGCUGAGAAGUAACAAUAGGGCCAGGAUCGUACAAAGGCUUAUUUGGGAUCCAGGCUGAGGGAACGAUAAAUAGUGAAGGACAACACGAGAAUGAGAGUUAAAUUGCAGAAAAAACUAGUAAACUUGGGAGAGGGUUAAGCAAAGAGAGACAAGGCAGACUUUGUGGAGAUAUGCGAAGGGAAAUAGCUAAGCAAAGAGAUAUAUUAGACUCCAUCUCUCGAAGGGAAGGAAACAAGUAAACUCAAAAAAACUCUUUGCAUUGAAUCCACAGACACAUUUGGUUGUUUUAUCGGAAUUGAUUGGUUUUUGUAUACUUGAAGAGCUUUAUGUUUGGACUUUCCAGAUAUUACAUCAACUGCAAAUUAAUGAAGAAGAAGCUUAAGCUGUAAAGUAACCAAAUCAAAGCUAGAGCACUAGAUCGUCCACAUGUCUUUAAGGAUUUCUCAGGGAUUCAAGGCAAUCAGGGAAAAACUGUUCUGUCACACUCUGGGAUCAAUAGUUUUACUUAAGCAGGAAAACAUGAAAGCAUCGUUAAUUUUCUUUACUCUAGAAGAUUGAAAGAAUUGUUCUGUUUAUGUUGGAACAACAAGGAAUGCUGGCAAGCAGGAUAUCUGAACUUAAUAAACAGCAAGAUUCUCUUCAAGAACAGCCUGAUAUAUCCAAAAUAACUGAGUUGCGAGAAGCUUAUAGAGAUGUGGGACGUGAUCUUCUGAAGCUUCUCUUUUUCGUUGAAAGAAAUGCCAUUGGAUUGCAGAAGAUCCUCAAGAAAUUUGACAAACCUUUUGGGUAUCGAUCCACUGAUUAUUAUGUCAAAACCGCGCUAAUCAUCCGUAUUCCCAACUCUAGCAAGUUUUCAAGCAUGUGGAAGAUUAGUGUGGUUGUCACUCAUGGCUAUUUGGUCGUGACAGAGCAACAAGUGCCAGAAGGUGUUCUGAAGGGCAUAAAUUUCAGUAUCCUAUCAGAGACUGAUGCAGUAAGUACAUGCCAAACUUUUGGUGUUUUUAAAUUAGAAAUUGUGUCUGCUUCAUUCUCUUGGUUGCUUGCAAUGGAUCUACUCCCACUGGCCAAAAUAGCUAAUCUCAAUUUUCGUUUCCGUCUGUCCUAAAAUGGUGUCCAUUUUUUUUUAAAUAAAGGUCUCUUUUCUCUACUAAAUAAUUACAUUACUGUAGUCUAGUAUACUUUUAUUCCUAGAAAUCUCAAACCCGAAAAUAGUUAUCUAAAAAACAAAUUUCGAACCCACCUUUCCUUAAAUUAGUCUAGACCAAGGCUGUAAUUUGGGACAGAUGAAGUCACUAAUUGUAGACUUUCUGUAAAUUUUAUUAUAGAAUAAAACAGAUUUACGCUUCAGCAUUUCUUGCUUUUCUAUGUCAAGUUGUCAGCUAAGGUAAUUGGAUUGGUUAAUGAAGUAACAGAUCCCGCUUUGGGGUUUCCAAAUUUGAUCUUUCAGUGUUCCACAUGUGGUACAAACAAUGGGAAAAAGUGUGAAG
Messenger RNA from Capsicum annuum, 2657 nucleotides. Its product is annotated as SPX domain-containing membrane protein At1g63010. Bases 1745 to 2275 code for a protein of 176 amino acids. The transcript has 3 exons. Lineage: Eukaryota; Viridiplantae; Streptophyta; Magnoliopsida; Solanales; Solanaceae. The record is from RefSeq and is a predicted model, not a curated record.